Ostreococcus tauri is the source of this 2646-nucleotide messenger RNA. Its product is annotated as P-loop containing nucleoside triphosphate hydrolase. Lineage: Eukaryota; Viridiplantae; Chlorophyta; Mamiellophyceae; Mamiellales; Bathycoccaceae. Gene Ontology annotation, cellular component: chloroplast thylakoid. Bases 1 to 2646 code for a protein of 881 amino acids. Gene Ontology annotation, biological process: proteolysis. The record is from RefSeq and is a predicted model, not a curated record. The transcript has a single exon. Gene Ontology annotation, molecular function: ATP hydrolysis activity; metalloendopeptidase activity; ATP binding.
AUGGCCGCUUCGCGCGCGCGCGCGUCGUCGUCCGCGACCGCGGCGGGGUCUGAAAAUCGCGCGCGCGCGGGGCGGACGACGACUCGACCGCGUGGACGUUCGCACGUCAGCGCGGCGCGGCGCGGUGCCGUGACGCGCGCGCGCGGCGACGGGCGCCCCGGAAGGGGUGACGGCGUCGACGUCGAUGGUGUGCGUGACGCGGAGGCGUCGAACGCGGUGGUGGAGCUCGCGCGAGGGGUGAUGAAUGGGAUCGGGCGGGCGCUGCGCGCGCGCGACGAGACGAUCCCGGGCGCGGUCACGGCGAGAGUGGUGGAUCCGAGGCCGACGGUGGCGCCGAGUCCGGUCCCGAGGUGGGCGGCGCCGUUCGUGGAUCAGUACUUUGUCGAUCAUAAGGCGCAGGCGCGGGCGCUGCGGGCGGGGCGGGAGUGGGACGCGCGGGCGGAGGAGGCGCAGUUUCAAGCCGUCGAGCGCGCGUUUCGAAGCGGGAAGAAUGAAAAGUUGAAUGAGAUUGCGAUGGAUUAUCCGGAUAUUCGGAAAAAGUUGGCGCGGUAUCGUCGAGCGAGGAAGGUGAACAGGAAGGAGAUGGAGGACACGUAUCCGGAUGCGAGCGAACGCGUGUACGUGCGGUUCGGGCUGCAGCGGUGGACGGAAAAGCUCGGAAUCUGGCCGCGCGUCGACGGGGAGGCGACGUACGCGCAGUUUCUGGAAUUUUUAGAAAAGAGACAAGUUUCCAGGGUGUUGCUGUACGAGAACGGGCACACGGCGAUCGUGGAGAUCGGCGGUCCGGGCGCGCACCUAGAUCCGGGCUCGAUCGACGUCAUUCGGUGGAAGGUGGAGAUCCCGGGAGACGCGCACGAAGAGGUGACGCUCGCGUGUAAGAAGGCGUUUUACGCCAAGCCGGCAAAUCCAAACGACAUGUUCACCACGCCGGAGUCGUCGUGUCAGGUAUUCAUGAAUAUUUCUCCGUGGAACUACGCGAUUCACGGCGCGCGCAACUGGAUCAUGGCGGGGACGUUCUUCUGGUUCAUAGGCUGGGUGAUUUCAUCCGCGUACGCCGCCGAUAGGAGCGCGGAUGUGUUGCGAAAGCGUGCGAAGACGCAGAGACAGGCGAAUGAGCGCGACGCUCUGGCUUCGGAAAUGGGCAAGAGCAAGGCAAAGCUCGUGAAAAAGAAUCAGUCCAACGUGCGCUUCUCCGACGUCGCCGGUCAAGACAUGGUGGUGAGCGAGUUCCAGACCAUCAUUGAUAUCAUGAAGGGGAACCCGAAGUAUAAGGGAAGAUUCGUCGAGGCGCCCAAGGGUAUCUUACUCGAGGGUCCGCCUGGCACGGGAAAGACGCUCCUGGCGAAAGCCGUCGCCGGCGAAGCCGGACUGCCAUUCUUUUACGCCAAUGGCUCCGAAUUCGUCGAGAUGUUCGUCGGUGUUGCGGCGAGUCGCAUGCGUAACUUGUUCAAGCGCGCUCGCACGAACGCACCGGCCAUCAUUUUUAUCGAUGAGCUCGACACCAUCGGUCGCAGUCGCGCCUCAAACGCGUUCCGCGACGAUUCAACGUCGGAGCGCGAACAGGGUUUGAUGCAAAUGUUGGUCGAGAUGGACGGAUUCGAUAACAAGGAAUCGGGUGAGGCGGUGCUAGUGAUUGGAGCGACGAACUUGGCGUCACAACUCGAUCCAGCGCUGUUGAGAUCGGGGAGAUUCGAUCGCGUGUUUCACAUUGGAGUGCCUCCGACGGCGGAGGCGCGCAUGCCGAUUUUGCAAGUGCACGCUCGCAAGCUCAACAUCAACCGAGCCGGUGACGAAAAGUACGAGACCGAUGCUUUCCUCCAUCGCGUCGCCGAUCUCACCACGGGUUUCUCGGGCGCAGAAUUGGCCAACUUGCUCAACGAGGCUGCCAUUUUGAGCGUGAGAAACGACAAGGAUGUGAUUGACAUCGCGGACAUCGAAGCCAUCCUGGAAAAGCAAGCAGUUGGUCUCAUCUCUGCUCCGCUCGAAGGAGGUUGGGGAAAAGAGCACUUGGCCAUCAUCGAGGCUGCGAAGGCGGUGAUUUUCUCGGCUCGUCCUGAUAUCUGCCCAGAGGUGCUCCAGGUCUCCAUCCGCCCCCGCGGAUCGCAAAUUUCAGGCAUCAUUGUGAACGACCGCUCUCCCGAGGCGGAGGCGGAGAUUCACGCCAACGACGGUCCAGAUACUCUCAAUUAUUACAUAGAGUCGUUGGCCGUAAUGCUCAUCGCUCGUUGCGCCGAACUUCACUUUUUUGGCGCCGAUGGUGUCACCAUCAGAACCAACGAAGAUGUCGCCGCGGCGGCGGAGAUGGCGUUCGAAAUAGUGAGCUUGAGCGGUCUCUACCCUGACAAGAAGGUGCUCCCCAUCAUGGACCCAGUCAUGCUCCAUGAGUUUAGGAUCCCUCGUGAGGGCAUGGAGGAUGGUACGCGAGAUGUCAUGAUGCGAGCCCACACGAGAGGGAUUGAACUCGUCAAGGAAUACGCUCCUCUCAUCCAGUCCAUCGCGAGCGAGCUUCUUUCGAAGGAUCGCAUGUACGGCUCUCAGGUCCGUUCCGCGGUGAGCAAAUUCGAAGAAACCCUGGGCGACGCGAAGUCCAGGACGCCGUCGUACGUCGACGAGAUCGCGAUGAGUCCGUCUGUCGAUACGGCGUAG